AUGGAUGCAAUUCUGAACUGCAGACCGGAUGACUUGGAAGAUUACUACAACUUGCUAGGAUGCGAUGAGCUGUCUACGGUUGAACAAAUUAUUGCAGAAUAUAAGAUUAAAGCCCUUGAAUGUCAUCCCGACAAACACCCUGGAAACCCUGAAGCAGUGGAGAACUUCCAGAAGCUGCAGCAGGCUAAGGAGAUUCUUACUAAUGAAGAGAGCCGAGCGCAAUAUGACUACUGGCGACGGAGCAAAAUUCCUAUUCCCUUCCAGCAGUGGGAGGCCCUCAGCCAGUCUGUGAAAACGUCAAUGCACUGGGCUGUCCAAAGUAAGAAGGACCAAAUGCUGGAAGCUCCUGACUUGAAUAAUAGCAGUAACGUAACUGAUGAGAUUUGGACCCAACAGCCUGAAAACAAUGAGGAUGGGUUGUCGGAUGGGAACAGAGAGCAAGAAGAUGUUGCAGUUCCUGAUGUAAAACCACAGUCUUCCAAGAAUCCAGACUCCCCAAGAUUUUCCGAGGCUAAUUACUGGCAUUUGCGUUUCCGCUGGUCGGGGGAUGCCCCAUCAGAGCUUCUGAGGAAAUUCAGAAACUAUGAGAUCUGAAAUGCAGAGUAGACGAGAGCAUGGAAUUAUCUGUUCGUCAGUUCAAUAUUCCUUUUUGUUAGCUGUUAUAAGUUAUUUGUGUUUUGUAUUCAUUUAUUGUGAUGUCAGCAUUGUUGGAAGAAAUGUCUGAAUCCUGAUUUGUUAACACAUACUGUAAAUGUUAGAGAUGGAGUCUUAAUGUUUAAUAGGCAAAUGUAAUAAGCAAGGUCCAUUUCAGUAUUAACAAAGUGGCUUUGUGAAGUUAUCUAAUAUCUUUUAUAUUGUCUGUUGUAUUCUUCAAUACUGUGUAUGGAGUAAUACUGUUCUCAAUUCUGUGAUGUUAUAAAGCAUGUACUACUGGUAGAAUGCAAAGUCGGUGUAAAGACUCCAGUAUAUCAUAUUGUUCAGUGUUGAUCUUCCAAAAGCUACACUGCAAUGAAUCUUAAACAAACUGCUUAUUUCUAAAUUACACACUCUGAUGCACUUCUCCAUUGCAUGGGACUUAGUGUAGGGAUUUAUAGUGCACACUUGCAUGAUAGUAUUACAAACUGAACUUGUUGAAAAUUGUGAUCAUAUGAUAUAGAUUAAAUAACCCUCUUAUUGUCCAAGAAGGUCCCUGAGAUAGAUCAAGCAUUCUUAAAAAUCACUUACUUUCUAUCUUAAAAGGUGUUUCUUGUACCAGUU
Indicator indicator is the source of this 1257-nucleotide messenger RNA. RefSeq names its product DnaJ heat shock protein family (Hsp40) member C12 (gene DNAJC12). The transcript is spliced from 5 exons. The record is from RefSeq and is a predicted model, not a curated record. Gene Ontology annotation, cellular component: cytoplasm. The coding region runs from base 1 to 594 and encodes 197 amino acids. Lineage: Eukaryota; Metazoa; Chordata; Aves; Piciformes; Indicatoridae.